Messenger RNA from Schistosoma spindalis, 2672 nucleotides. Lineage: Eukaryota; Metazoa; Platyhelminthes; Trematoda; Strigeidida; Schistosomatidae. The record is from the annotation of a GenBank genome assembly.
GUUAUUGAUCAGCGAGAACUAUGACCCACGAAUAUAAAGUAAUUGAUUAGAUAUUGUUGUCCAAUGAACUCCUCGUAUAGUAAUUUUGGUAGCCAAUAUAACAAUUACUACGCAUCAGGAAUUCCCUCUGAUGUGAAAGCUCAUGGGUGUUUAAUGAUCCUAGCAUGGGGUUUCUGUAACCCAAAUGCGAUCAUCAUUUCGAGGCACUUCAAGAAAGGUUGGCCAGGUCGGACAAUAAAUAACUUCGCUUACUGGUUUCAGUUUCACAUUAUUUUGCAGUCAUUUACCCUUGCAUUUGUUUUAUUGGCACUAAUGAUUAUUGUUGUACAUGUUAUGGGCUACUCAAAUUUAAAUGCUCUUCCCUUCAGCGCUCACCCAGCGUGUGGAUUUGCUAUCGUUGUGCUUACUUUCUCAAAUCCUAUUGUUGCAUGGUUUCUCUGCACGACCACUGGUCGUCAGAGAGCUAUUACGAAAUAUGUUCAUCAGGUGGCUGGAAUUUUGUCCCAGACGCUUGCAGUCCCGACUGCCUUAAUUGGACUACAGAUGCCCGCUUUGGGAUAUGGUAUUUGUUCAUCAAAGCUAUAUUCGACACUUUUUGCUAUUACUGUUGUUCUUAACGUCAUCACUGAAAUAACUCUUGAAUUUAUUGGAUACAAAAUCAGAAAAAAUGUCAAAAUUGUGCGGUCGUUUCUAAACAUUCAAGCUGAUGAAGCUGACAAACUGCUCGCUCGGAUUGAAGAAGAUCCAAAACGUGGAGCUACAUUUUUAGAACACUAUAGAACAGAACUUAAUCAAAGGUCCAAAAGAGGUGUACCAAAAGAAAUUACCAAAAACCACACAUGUUGCAGGUUGAUCGUAUUAUAUUUGAAAAGUCAAGCUUAUCCUACAUGUACCUCAAUGAUGGCUAAUUAUUUCUCUAAGCAUAUGAUUAGAAAAAUAGAAGGUACCGUUUAAUUAAUUUUAACAUGCCAAUCAAGUUACAAAAAACUACUUAAAAGAGGAAUCCAUCUCAUAUAUAUAUGAUAAAUUAUAAGCUAACGAUUAAUUGUACUAGUAUGUGGAGAAUUGUAGACUAAGGGGCUCUCAUAGUUUAGAUCAUGAAUUGAUCACAGCCAAAUUAUAUUUAAGAACCUAGGGUGAUGCGACAGUUGUUUCGUCAUAAUAAGAGAUUCCUAAGCAGUGUGCACCCCUGACGACUCUGUAUCCUGGAAGCGAACCCAGGGUAUUUGAUCUAUGGCACAAACCCUUAACCUAUAAACCACUGAACCAACAUCCAACUGUGUAUGUGUCAUACCUCAGCCAUUUCCUGCUGUGGAUAACUGUCUCACACCUAAAAUGACUGAAAUACACUAGUCACAGCUUUUCACUAGAACUCCAGUAGCGACCGAAAGUCCUGGGCUUGGUUUUUUGAUGCAUACCACUGAGUAGUCUCAUACUAAAAAGAAACAAUUAUCUGGUGCUUCCAUAUUCUUAACGGUGAUCUCACUUAAAUCAGUUCAUGACUUAAACUCAGAGAAUUAUUGUAUGUUUGUUGGAAUUUGAAGUUAUGUGGAGUUGGACUACAUAAUUUUUAGGUAAUAAUAACUAGUCAAAUUUUAACAAUAGACAAUUAUGAGUUCACCUAUGUUACCACAUAUGUAUGAUCGUAUAAUAUUUAAAGAUGAACUCUACGACAAUAAUCACUUCACUUGAUAAAAGGAGAUUUAAUGACCUGUGGGGUAUUAUAUUACUGUCUAUGAAUCACACGACCUGUGCUCCUCCAGGAGGGCUAACAGGCGAUGAUUUACAGCUUGUAAUUAUGUAAAAUCCACGUCUUGGCUAAAUUCUUAUAGAGUAGCUGUAAUUCGUGGAUAAAUUAUUUCACCAACACCAACCAACGUACGCUUGACAAGUUAUCGUUAGCAUCCAUAUACAGUGUAAAACUACUAUUUCGGAGGGUUGUAUUUCAGAACUCUGCUUUCCAUUCAUCUAACAUUUGAACCUGGUUUUGGAUUAUUAAUAGUGACAAUGAUCAAUUUGCUUCCACCUUUAAGUACCUGCGUCAUUCAAAUGAGCUGUAUAUAAUUAAAAUUGUGAAAUAGAUUUCAUGUAUUCCGCAUGCGUAAUAGCAUUAUAACUAGUAAACGAGUAUCUUUUUUUCCCAUAAAUGGAUUAUCAUGACACUAUUUAAUUAACAUAUUUGUAACCUUUCAAAAAAUUAUCUUAGUCAUAAAUUAUUCAGUUGUUGUACUGUAGAAAAUAUUACAAUUAAGAAUCAGGCCUUUCAAAGAAAUCCCUAUUUCAACGGUUUUUCUUGAAAAUUCAUAUGGACUCAUCUCUCAAAUGUAUUUGUUCAUCAGCAUAAGACAUAUUGGAUACGCCUUAUACUUUACUGUAAGUCAGUUAAACACCACUUAGAGGCUGAUGCGUACUUUAAUAUAAUAAGCCAAGUUGUAAAAACUGUUACGCAUGAAUUGAAUAAAACUUACUUACUUAUGCCUGUUACUCCUCGUGGAGGAGCAUGGGCCGCUCACCAGCUUUCUCUAUCAAACUCUGUUCUGGGCAAUCCUCUCCAGUUGUUUCUAACUGCUAUUCCUUCUUUUAAUGCCUACAUUAGAUUCCCGACGCGAUGUGCUAUUUCGUCUUCAGGAUUCCAAGUUAGCACUUGCCUCGUGAUGCAGUUUGAUGACUUC